AUGGGGCUUCCGGACGAGAAGCUCGUCGACGCGAGCAAUGUUCCUAGUGGCUUGCGCUGUGCAAUAUGCACAGAAGUUUUCGUGGAUCCCGUGUGUGGGGUCGAAUGCCAACACGUGUUCUGCUCUUCGUGCAUGGGCCGUGCGACAGCUGCGCAAUCCCGCUGUCCGUUAUGCCGAGUGGCCAUUGAUCAGACGCAGCUACGACGAAGCCUUCCCAUCCAAUCGCUCGUUGAUGAUCUGAAGGUCAUGUGCGACUAUAGAAUUUCAGGGUGUGGGUGGACAGGGCGGUUGCAGGAUUGCGCCGCUCACCAGGCCAGAUGCCCUGUGGCAGAGAACGCGAAGUUGACAACACAGCUGAAGCGGGCCAAUGCUCGCUCUGACGAGCUGGCGAAACAGACAAAGAGGUUGACAGAGAAGUUAAGGCUGGCCAAUGCACGGGUUGACAAACUCGAGGCAGAAAAGCUACAAUUGGCAGAAGAGGUUUCGCUCAAGACGAAGCUGUUGGGAAGCGUUAAGCAAGUGUUUGUCCGGGACCCUUCUGACAAGAUCCAUGUAUUGAACGUCAACAUCGACGAAGACAUGUCGGCAGUGCAGCUGCGCAUCUCAUCUUACACAGGCUGGGACUUGAAAUCGUUCUACCUUACUGGCUUUGGUCAGAUCUUGCACCCAGGUAAGACGGGCAGGGAGUAUGGAAUCCGUCCGGACGCGACUCUUUGCAUGAAUGCGCGCUUAACUCGAUAA
This is a messenger RNA of Symbiodinium sp. CCMP2592, 741 nucleotides long. NCBI's taxonomy places the organism in Eukaryota, Dinophyceae, Suessiales, Symbiodiniaceae. The record is from the annotation of a GenBank genome assembly.